UCCUCCAUGGUCUCUGCUUCAGUCUCUGCCUCAGGUUCCUACCUUUAAAUCCUUUCCUGACUUCCCUUCACGACAGACUGUAACCUAUAAGGACAUUGCUUUCUUCAAUCAAUCAACAUGAAUCCAGUGGCAGACACAGCCAUCUUUUUUGGAAAGUUUCUAUAUUACUUUUUAGAAUCUUUAGUUUUCAAGGUAAUUCCUAAAAGGAAAAAGGAUGUUUCUGGAGAGAUUGUACUGAUAACAGGAGCUGGAAGUGGACUUGGAAGGCUACUGGCCAUGCAUUUUGCCGGCCACGGGGCCACUUUAGUUCUCUGGGACAUUAGUCAAGAAGGCAAUAUGGAAACCUGUAGACUGGUCAAAGAAAAGGGUGAUGUGAAAGUCUUUGCCUAUAAGUGUGACUGCAGCAGCAGGACAGAGGUCUACAGAGUGGCUGACCAGGUUAGAGAAGAAGUCGGUGAUGUCACGAUUCUCGUUAAUAACGCAGGUAUUGUGACAGGAAAGCCAUUCCUCGAUACUCCGGAUCACUUGGUGGAAAAAUCAUUUUUUGUCAAUGCCAUCUCUCACUUCUGGACGUGUAAGGCCUUCCUUCCUGCCAUGAUUAAAGCUAACCAUGGUCACCUGGUCUGUAUUUCAAGCAUAGCAGGACUCGUUGGUACUAAUGGACUAUCAGAUUAUUCUUCAAGCAAAUUUGCAGCAUUUGGGUUUGCUGAGUCUCUCUUCCUUGAAUUAACUAUGGUAAUGAAAACUAAAAUUAAAAGCACCAUUGUUUGCCCCUAUUUCAUCAAAACUGGAAUGUUUGAAGGCUGUACAACCAAGUAUCCACUUCUCUUACCUCUCCUGGAGCAGGAGUACGUGGCUCAAAAGAUUUUCAAUGCUAUUUUAGAGGAACAAAUUUACCUCCUCAUUCCCAAGUUUGCAUAUCUUGCAUUGUUUCUCAAACAGAUAAUAUCUCCAAAAAUGAUGAUUGCCCUGGGUGAGUACCUUGGAAUGGACACGUGCAUGACUUCGUUCACAGGAAGAACCAAAGCAGAGGAGCUGCAGAUGGAAACAGAAAGGAAAGAGAAAUAGCUCUGACCUCAACCAUGAUAAUCACAUAUAGAGAUGAGACAGUACACUUUUGGGAAUCCCUCUAGUGGUUGCAGCAUGCCAAUGUACCCGGAGCCAUCCACACUUUAGGAAGUAUGCAGCUUGUCUUCUCAGGAGGCAGCUUGCACAUGGCUCUUUCUCUUUAUCUCCUCUCUCUCCUUGUUUUUUUUUCUCUCUCUCUCUCAAAAAUGUUCUCAAUAUUCUGUCUAGACUGGCCUUUCAUAAUCCUCCUGCCUCAGCCUUUGAGAACUGGACUUGUAGACAUUUAUCACCUUUCUCAGGCACACUAAUAUUUUUCUAAACAUUUAUAUUAUCUAUCUAGAUUCCCAUAUAAUUCUUCAGCUUGGUAAAUAAAAAUGUUGCAAUCUUUUCAGUGAACUCUAAAAAGACUAUAAGGAUCCUGUGAUAGGUCCUAAGAUCUAUAGGAUCGUACCAAUCCUAUAGAAUCAUAUCGAUCCUAUAGUUAUAAAACAUUAAUGCAAAUUGGCCCAAAUCUCAUUUAAAAUAGAAUAUAAGACACUUUCAAAAAAAGGUAAUUAUAAGUAAUGAGCUUGUAAAUCAGUGCUGUGGACUGGUAAUUUUUAGUUAAAAAUAUUUACUUCACAAAAUGAAGGCUAAUUUGUGUUGCCUAUUAACUCCUACUAGGUUUAAAUGAUCAUAAGAAGACUGUUAGUGUAACUAAAACUGAUCAUGCUUAUUGGAUUAAAGAAAUCUGUAACUUAC
This is a messenger RNA of Mastomys coucha (southern multimammate mouse), 1809 nucleotides long. Its product is annotated as short-chain dehydrogenase/reductase family 16C member 6. Gene Ontology annotation, molecular function: oxidoreductase activity, acting on the CH-OH group of donors, NAD or NADP as acceptor. The record is from RefSeq and is a predicted model, not a curated record. NCBI's taxonomy places the organism in Eukaryota, Metazoa, Chordata, Mammalia, Rodentia, Muridae. The transcript has 7 exons. Gene Ontology annotation, cellular component: lipid droplet. The coding region runs from base 118 to 1068 and encodes 316 amino acids.